CAAAAUCCAAUGAAUUUUUCUAUUAAAAUUAAUAAAUGAGAGUUAGUGAAAUACGAAUUGUAAUACGCGCCCGUGCCAGGUACACACUAGCGACAUCGAUAAAACAUCCACAACAUUUAAUACGCAAGAUUUUCAACAAAAGGAAAAAUCCAUGGCAGAAGGCAAGACAACAAUGGCCAGCGAAGCAGAGACCUACGCCACGGUAACGAACGACCCUAAAAAUGUGCAGGAACUAACAUUAUAUGUACAAGGUAUCCUGCAAAACAUCCAAGACAAAUUCCAAAACAUGUCUGACCAAAUUCUCACCAGGAUAGACGAAAUGGGCAACCGAAUCGAUGAUCUGGAAAAAAAUAUAGGCGACCUGAUGACUCAGGCGGGCGUUGAGGGCAGCAUCCAAGAGAAAUGACUUUACGAUAGAAGCAGUCACCUGUCUCACAGUCAUGAAAGUCCCUUGGCACGUUCAAGAGAACCUCAUUUGUCAUGUGUCCCACCGAAAGUACACUCAUAUGAUAGAGGACUUUACUAGACUUGAAACAGCUUACUGUAAUUAUAAUGUUAUUUAUUUCCAAUUGUUUAAUUAUGUAAGUAUUAAUUGUCUAAGUUAGUGGUUCAUUUUUUACCCCUUUGUAGAUAUAAUAUUAAUAAUAAAUAUGUGUUUAGGUUUA
Aethina tumida (small hive beetle) is the source of this 665-nucleotide messenger RNA. Its product is annotated as heat shock factor-binding protein 1. Gene Ontology annotation, molecular function: transcription corepressor activity. The record is from RefSeq and is a predicted model, not a curated record. Gene Ontology annotation, cellular component: nucleus; cytosol. Lineage: Eukaryota; Metazoa; Arthropoda; Insecta; Coleoptera; Nitidulidae. Gene Ontology annotation, biological process: cellular heat acclimation. Bases 152 to 406 code for a protein of 84 amino acids. The transcript is spliced from 2 exons.